This is a messenger RNA of Tinamus guttatus (white-throated tinamou), 1637 nucleotides long. It is a transcript of the gene CPNE3, whose product is annotated as copine 3. Gene Ontology annotation, biological process: ERBB2 signaling pathway; cellular response to calcium ion. Lineage: Eukaryota; Metazoa; Chordata; Aves; Tinamiformes; Tinamidae. The record is from RefSeq and is a predicted model, not a curated record. Gene Ontology annotation, cellular component: plasma membrane. Gene Ontology annotation, molecular function: calcium-dependent phospholipid binding; receptor tyrosine kinase binding.
AGCUUAACAAAUGGCUGCCCAGUGUGUGACGAAGGUGGAGCUGACAGUUGCCUGCGCCAAUCUCUUGGAUAAAGAUGUUGGUUCCAAGUCAGACCCACUGUGUGUGCUGCUCCAGAACACAAGUGGUCAGCAGUGGUAUGAGGUUGAUCGCACAGAAAGAAUCAAGAAUUCCUUGAACCCCAAAUUUGCCAAGAAAUUCCUAAUUGAUUAUUAUUUUGAGCUUGUUCAGAAACUUAAAUUUGGAAUAUAUGACAUUGACAACAAGACCUUUGAUUUGAGUGAUGAUGAUUUCCUUGGAGAAUUUGAAUGUACACUGGGGCAAAUAGUUUCUAACAAGACUUUAACAAAACCAUUGGUACUUAAAAAUGGCAGACCUGCUGGAAAAGGCAGUAUUACGAUUACAGCAGAAGAAGUGAAGGAUAACAGAGUAGUUGUACUGGAAGUAGAAGCAAGGAAAUUGGACAAUAAGGAUUUCUUUGGAAAGUCAGAUCCUUAUCUGGAAUUCCACAAACAGACUGGAGAUGGAAACUGGGUGAUGGUUCACAGAACAGAGGUUAUUAAAAACAACUUGAAUCCUGUUUGGAGGCCAUUUAAAAUCUCUCUCAAUUCUCUAUGUUACAGUGACAUGGAUAAGUCAAUCAAGGUAGAGUGCUAUGACCAUGAUGGUGAUGGGUCUCACGAUCUCAUAGGAAGCUUUCAAACCACAAUGUCAAAACUGAAGGAAGCAUCUCGGUCCUCACCUGUUGAGUUUGAAUGUAUAAAUGAAAAGAAACGACAGAAGAAAAAAAGCUAUAAAAACUCUGGCAUUGUGAGUGUUAAGCACUGCGAGAUCAUAGUAGAAUGCACAUUCCUUGACUAUAUAAUGGGUGGAUGUCAGCUGAAUUUCACAGUGGGGAUAGAUUUUACAGGCUCCAACGGAGACCCUCGCUCCCCGGACUCGCUGCAUUAUCUCAGCCCCAGUGGAGUUAACGAAUACCUGACAGCCAUUUGGUCAGUAGGAAUGGUCAUUCAGGACUAUGAUACAGAUAAAAUGUUUCCAGCCUUUGGAUUUGGGGCACAGAUUCCUCCUUCCUUUCAGGUGUCACAUGAGUUCCCAUUAAAUUUUAAUCCAUCAAACCCAUUCUGCAGUGGAAUCCAAGGCAUUGUUGAUGCAUAUCGGGCUUGCCUUCCUCAAGUGAGGUUAUAUGGGCCAACCAAUUUUUCUCCAAUUAUAAAUCAUGUGGCAAGAUUUGCUGCUGCAGCUACACAGCAGCAAACAGCAUCUCAAUAUUUUAUACUUCUGAUCAUAACGGAUGGUGUAAUAACAGAUCUUGAUCAAACUCGAGCUGCCAUAGUUAAUGCUUCAAAACUGCCCAUGUCCAUUAUCAUUGUUGGUGUUGGGGGAGCUGACUUUGAUGCUAUGGAGUUUCUGGAUGGUGACAACGGAGUUCUUCGGUCCCCAUCUGGAGAACCAGCUGUCCGGGACAUAGUCCAGUUUGUGCCAUUUAGGAAGUUCCAGAAUGCUCCCAAAGAAGCUCUGGCGCAGUGUGUCCUGGCAGAAGUCCCCCAGCAAGUGGUGAACUACUUCAGCACCUACAAACUGCAGCCUCCUAAGAACCUUGCUGCAAAGUGAAGGGGUCAAGCAGAAGACUGAGGCU